GAAAAUGAUGAUUGUUUCACAGCAUAGCAGCAGCCUGUUGGACAGUACACUAUGCAAAACGUAUCCUGGAGACUUUGUUUGUCCACCGGUUUUCCCAUGCCACUAUGCCCAUCAUGAACCUGUUCAAGAACUGCUCCUACUAUUGGCUGUUUACAGCAUACGUCGCCUACCAUGUGAACCAUCCCCUGUACACCUCUCCCAGUGACCUACAAGUGUACCUGUCUCUCGCUGCGUUCAUUCUCAGUGAACUGGGGAACUUCAGUAUUCACUUGGCCUUGCGUAACUUGAGGCCACCAGGAACAACUGUACGCAAGAUCCCAGUGCCAACAGGUAACCCGCUGACUGCACUGUUUAACUUUGUGUCUUGCCCCAACUAUACAUACGAAUUCUUCAGUUGGGCCGCCUUCACGAUGAUGACUCAAUGCCUACCUGCUGGGCUCUUUGCACUGGCUGGCAUGUACCAGAUGACAAUCUGGGCUCUCGGGAAGCACCGUAAUUACAAGAAGGAGUUCUCCAGUUAUCCCCGUCAGCGGAAGGCUAUUCUUCCGUUCCUUCUCUGAACAGUUACCAGUAGACGGUUACUCUGUGCUGAACGACUAGAGUACUAACAUUAGUAAUUCACCAACAAAUAGUUUAGUCAUACUUUUACAGUGUUUGAACAUUCCUUUGUAACAAUAGAUGGUUAAUUUAUUCUUUGUGUUAAUUUUUGUAGACAUUAUUUUAACAAACAUCAAUUUCAUCCAAUUACAUGAACAUUUAAAAUAACUGUAGUACAUUCAUUUAAAACUGGCGGGUUAAGGUCAAGCUAUCAAUGGAUCAGAUGAUGAAUAUUUCAUCAUGUCAUGCAUUGUUUAUAAUGUCAACAUUGUUUACAUUGUUAUGUAUUGUAAACAGACUAGAGUGAUGUGUUAUUCUUCCAUAAUAGUAUAUUUAUAUGCACGAGUUUUAAAUUAAUCUAGUUUAGUGACAUUCAAAUUUAUAAAAGAGAAUAAUCUUUCAUGUGCCUAACUCUUUUUAGCAGUACAGUACCUCUAGUUCAGUACAGUAGGAACUGUGUUGUUUUGUUUUUGUUUGUUGUUAUUUAUAUUUUAAAUAUGUCAUUGAAGAACAUCAUCUCAUUUAAUACCUACGAAGAUAAUUGAAUAUUUAAUGCUCAAUACAUUUUUUUGUAUUUUUUAGUUUUGUUAUUAACACUUAGUUUUUACUGUCUUAUUAGUUGAGUCCUAGGAAGUAGUUAAUUAAUUUAAUGGGGUGAUGUGUUUAUGUUUAAUUGAUUGUAAUUUUAGUGUGGUUAAUUUAUAAUGAAUGCAGUAAACUUAUUAGCUGAACAUAAUUUAUCCAGUUCCAUGUAAUCGGUUAUUGCGCCUUCCCUCUAAGAAAAAAGUUUCUCACUUUAGCAUUAAGAUUAUAAAUUACAUACAUUGUAAGAGACAAACCAAUUUGUUUUUUGAUCAUAACUAAAGUUUCGACUAUUGUUACAUUUUCUAACCUGUUUUUGAUCAACUAUUAUUUCACCUCACCAUUCAAGCAUAUUGGUGAAUUCAUUCAAGUUUAAAGUUGUCAGUGUUGUACAAAUCUGAGACAACUGAUAUUAUUGUGGAAUUUUGUUUUUGACAAUGGAAGGAUUGUGAAGGAAACAGGAUUUUUCUGGACAUUUGCCAUCGUUCAGUGAUACAGAAAAAUCAGUAACACUACGUUUCGAGAUCUGCAAUCUUCUUCAGGUAAAUAACUAACCUAACACAUAAUAUUACAAAAUAUGUUAAAACAAACAAAUCAUACCAGAGCGUUGUAACACAUGUAAAUCAGGAAAAUCCUGAUUCCUUCACUAUUGUGGAGAUAAAACUAUUUCCGCACCCUACUUCCCUUAUCACCUUUUGGCGUAGCCACAUUGUUAUAUCACCUGAUUCUUAGUAUGAGGCGAUGCUUGUUCCGAGUCUCAGUUUGUUCCAGUUGUUUACAUCCAUUUUGUUCUUGGGUUCGAUUAUUCUGUGAAUUUUUAUUUUAUUAUUAUUUUUGACUUACGUUCUGUGUUGUAGUGUAAAUACAUGUUAAUUUACAUCGUGAAGGUAAAACAUUCUGGAAGAUUGAUGAGAGGUAAAGAUGAUUAGUAACGGUUGCUCAAUUUUCAAAUCUAAUCAAUUGUCCCAUCACUAAUUAUUCUUGCAUUGAUAGCCGGGCUUAGAUACCCAGGCUUGCAUUGAUAUUUCUCAUACUAUAGUGGUAAGCAAUGUAAAAGACAAUCCAGAAGUUUGAGAUCAACAAUUCCCCAUCAUUUACCAAGUGUAGAAGACAACAAAUUAAUCAACCUCAUGGCCAAUACUUCAGUCUGAAUGAGAAUAUGACAUUUAAUUGGAAUUUUACACAAAACCUUAUGCCAUUUUAUUUAAACUAGAAUUAAAAUCUCUGAUAGUGGAUUGAUUUGUUUAGUUUAAAUGCCAAGCAGUUAAUGUGUCAUUUAGUACAACAUACAUAUUUCCCUUCAAUUAUUAAGCAUAAAUUAAUUUAUAUUCAAUUUUAAAUUCUGUCUCAUUCUAUUAAAUUACCUACACCGUAAACACCCAAAAACACCUUCAAAACACCCAAAAAACACAUUUAAAAUAUCCAAUCAAGUAAAUGCCAGUAUCCUACUGGAAAUUAUGUUCAGCAAAACCUAUACUAUUAAGGGUAAUUUUAAGAAAUCAUUUUAUCCAAGGAGGUGAGACAGUUGCUCAUAUUAUUCCUAUAUUGUUGGUACAAGUACUUUUAGUAACUUGUUUAAAUGAUGUUAUGCUUCCUAGUCUUGAAGCCACUGUAUCCCCUGUUAUCAAUACUUCCAGAGAUUGCCAAACCAAAGAAAAACAAACAAGAAUAGAGAAAAUGUGUUGAUUGAUUGAUGACAUUGUUUUCAUGGAGCGUAGGGGAUCUGGAAAACUAUUGUAGCCUGGAAGUAAAUAACUACUAUUGUGUAUGGUGAGAAAGAGACCUUACUUGAUAUUUUUCUUUGCUGUCUCAAAUAACACCAUGACUACUACAUAAACACACCAAUUAAACUAAUCGUAAGCACUUUUUAUUUUACACAAAAUAGGUGGUAUCUAACAUUGCAUGUUUGUUACAUUUUUAGAAUUAAAUGAAUAUUUUUUGUUUUUACCGUUUUACCUUGUGUUCCCAUUUUUACAUUUUUCUAUGUUUAUAGUGUAAUUUAUGUCUUUUUAUAUUCUGUCUUCAAAUUCAUAUUAUUUAAAGUUUUAUUUGUAGAAGUGUAGUUAUAAAUUUGUGUUGAAAUAAAUUUUAAAUGUUUGAAUAAAAA
Molecule: messenger RNA, 3286 nt
Organism: Homalodisca vitripennis (glassy-winged sharpshooter)
Lineage: Eukaryota; Metazoa; Arthropoda; Insecta; Hemiptera; Cicadellidae
Gene: Sc2
Product: probable very-long-chain enoyl-CoA reductase art-1
Exons: 3
Coding region: 105-560 (151 amino acids)
Biological process (GO): very long-chain fatty acid biosynthetic process
Molecular function (GO): oxidoreductase activity, acting on the CH-CH group of donors
Source: RefSeq, a predicted model, not a curated record